Molecule: messenger RNA, 932 nt
Organism: Magallana angulata
Lineage: Eukaryota; Metazoa; Mollusca; Bivalvia; Ostreida; Ostreidae
Exons: 3
Coding region: 399-932 (177 amino acids)
Source: RefSeq, a predicted model, not a curated record
UGCUGUGAAAAACUUUACGGAUUUAUAACGCGCGUUAUUCAAUUUGUAAGUUCACCUGACGGCAGUUAUUGUCAUAACGAUGUCAAAAAUAAAUUACUUAAUGCUAUAAUAAAACUCUUAAAAAUUAGCAACCCGUUAUAUGGUAUUUGUUUGAACAUUAAGCCUUACUGCUGUUUUGUUUCCUUGAUUUUUCGAGACAUAAAUAUUACCGAAACUCACAUUGCAAUACACUCUGUACUUCUAAUACAUACAAUUAUUUUAUACAUUUAAGGGUUCAAAAAGAUGGAACUGGACAUGUUUAUGUGCAGUACAAAAAACUUUCGACAGAGGAACAGUGGCAUCCACAAUCUGAUGAAAGACAACUAGAAAUCUUUAAACUAGACGAUGUUGGAUGUCAAAUGACACCUCCAGGCAUUCCGAAUCAAGUGCACCCUUACAUGGCAGAAGAAGAUAUUCAAACUCUUAUGAGAUCUCUUGACAAAGACGUCAAGCUUGCACAAUUUACAGACGAGUGUACAAAUUGGUGGAAAGAAUUUCUGUCUAGUGAAAUUCUAGGUUCAAACGAAGAAACUUGGCCAACCUUGAAUCGAACUACCGAAGUAGACCCGAUGUCAACUUUAAGUGAAAAAGAAUUAGACUUGAUUGAAAAGUACAAAGAAAAGAGAUCGCAAUUCAAGGAGGUUUUCACAAAAGAAGGGACAGACAGAAGAAAGUACAAGAAAAAUGACAUGGUGGUCGUAAAGAUUUCUAAGACAAAAGUUAACAUUGGUGAAGUGCGCAGUGUAAAUGGGGAAGACCUUGAAUUGAACAUUUUCAAAAGGAAUAAGGGUUGCUUCACGAGUACUGAUCAUAUUGUCAGUGUUAAACUAAGUUCCUGUUUUGCUACUGGUUUUCAAUUAACUAACAGUAAAAACAUUCCAUCAAAGAUUUAA